UUCAAAUAAUCAAUUUUACAAUUGAUGUUCAAUGGACCAGAGGAACGGAGAACGCCGGGGAAUCCAGCCGGAAUUUCACCGGAACCCUCAUCCUGCACCGCCGAAUUGGCCUUCCGACGACUCUAUCUCUCGUAAUGAUGGGAACUUAGACAAUAACAGAAGAAACUUUCCCGGCGACGGCAAUCACUACAAUCGCCGGCAACAUCACCAGCAUCACCAUCGGAAUCCGAAUUUUGAGCAAAAUUUCGGUGGUUCCGCGCCUUUUCCGGCUCGUAAGAGACCUUUCGAUCAAGCAAGCUCUGACUUUCUGGAUUGUGGCAGUUUUGUGAAACUCUAUGUUGUAGGAGUUCCAAGGCCAGCAGAAGAAGAAGAUGUCCGGUCUGUUUUUGCUGCACAUGGGCACAUUGUUGAGUUUGUUCGUCUCACGGAUAAAGGCACCGGUCUGAGGAAAGAAUGCUGUUUUGUGAAGUAUAGAACGCUAGAUGAAGCUAAUAGGGCUAUUGUAGCAUUCAAUGGUCGAUAUACUUUCCCUGGGGGUGAGUUUCCCUUAACAGUUAGGUAUGCUGAUGGGGAACGUGAUCGUCUUGGAAUCUUGACCGAACACACUCAGAAACUUUAUGUUGGUGGUCUGAGGAAACAAGCUUCCAAAAAUGAAAUUGAGCAUGUAUUUUCUCCAUAUGGGAUUGUUGAAGAAAUCUACUUAAUUGUUGAUGAACUAAAACAACGUCGUGGAAGUGCUUUUAUCAGGUUUGCUUGUAGAGACAUGGCAGUUGCGGCUAUGAAUGCACUACAUGGCACCUAUAUAAUUGAAGUAUGUGAGCACCCGUUGGUUAUUCGAUUUGCAGAUCCUAAGAAGCCCAAGGUGGGAGAGUCGAGGGCGCCAUCCCUUAUGAAUGAGCAAUUCAAUGGGAAUAUAGGAGCUAACCAGUCUAAUCACCAGAGUCCAAAUCAGACUCCAAAUAACAGAAGCAAUCCUCAGACAGUUUUCAGCACUCAUGUUAGAUCAGAUAAUGUUUUGCCAUCAGCUGCAUCUUCUGUCAAUGCAAAAUCUUUAAAUGCUGAGAUGGUGGAGUCCAUUGAUUGUGAGUGGAGUGACCAUAUCUGUCCUGAUGGAAACUUAUAUUAUUAUAACUGUGUAACGUGUGAAAGCAGGUGGGAGAAGCCUGAGGAGUUUGCACUUUAUGAAAAGAAAUUAGAAAAGCUAGAUCUACAGCAACAGGAUCAGCACAAUUUAAAACUUCCAGUAUGUAACACUCCAGAAGUUUCUCAAAUGCGUCAGAUCCUUCACGAAAAUAUCUGCCUGGAAACAAAAACCAAGAUAAAGUAAAAAUAGUUGAAAAGGGAUGGAGCAAAGAUGUUCCUGCUGACAGAAAAUUAUUUUAUUCGGGUGACGGGAUUCUUUUUUUCUUUUUAUUUUUCGUUUCAUUCAAGAAAAUGUCUGUAAUAUCAGUGGCUGCUUUAAUGUUGGUUGAUAUUAUCUCCAGACAUUGUUAUGUCACAAAUAUAUUCAGUGAACAGCCACAAAUUAUAUUUAACAUGGGGCCACAGCCAUUUGUGAAGAAAGCCUUCUGUGUAAAGAUUACUUUAACUACUCUAUGUGGUUCCUAGGGAUCUCCUUAUUGUGCCAAACAGAGUAUUUGCAAUAUAGCAUCUCAUCUUUUGUCGUGUAUUCAUUAUCUGUACUGCUACUGAGGUAGUUAUUCCAAGUAACAGAGGCUACUUUCUGGACGUGUAGAAGUCAAACAUUUGGGAAGAUAAAAGAUGCUAAUGCUGUCC
Molecule: messenger RNA, 1776 nt
Organism: Solanum stenotomum
Lineage: Eukaryota; Viridiplantae; Streptophyta; Magnoliopsida; Solanales; Solanaceae
Product: flowering time control protein FCA
Exons: 13
Coding region: 32-1327 (431 amino acids)
Cellular component (GO): ribonucleoprotein complex; cytoplasm; nucleus
Molecular function (GO): protein binding; mRNA binding
Source: RefSeq, a predicted model, not a curated record